Exophiala viscosa is the source of this 2188-nucleotide messenger RNA. Its product is annotated as dimethylaniline monooxygenase (N-oxide forming). Gene Ontology annotation, molecular function: flavin adenine dinucleotide binding; monooxygenase activity. The record is from RefSeq and is a predicted model, not a curated record. NCBI's taxonomy places the organism in Eukaryota, Fungi, Ascomycota, Eurotiomycetes, Chaetothyriales, Herpotrichiellaceae. The transcript is spliced from 10 exons. The coding region runs from base 200 to 2188 and encodes 662 amino acids.
GAAUAACCCUCCUACAAAACCCGGACAAAAGACCGCAGAGACCUGGGGCAGUCGAACUCACUGUAUCGCGACGAAUAUCACGUGUCGAGCUUCUACCGGAGUUAUACAGUGACUUUUACUUGCCUUACGAUCAAAGGCUGAAACGAUCUCAGUUUAUCCUCGACUCUCGACAUUCGACACAUACGUGUGGUGGCCAAUCAUGGUCAACCCUCCCAGCUUGCCCACAACAUUGGCCAAGCUUCCUGUCUCAUUGCCGACAGCUGUGAUUCCAGAAUUCCUGGAUUUGGACGGCAUAGCAAAUUACUUCGUCUCAGCACUGGACCUUCUUUGUGAGGAUGAUUUCAUCCAGGACGCAGUCUGGCGCGACAUAUUUGCACUAACCGGCACGGCGAGGACGUUCUACUCGGCUCAAUCUAUUGCCGCUGCAUGGAAAGCCACCUCAAAGACGCAUAAACCUACGUCAUUUGCUAUUGAUGGCAAGCCUCAGGUCGUCCGGGCUGGACCUACGGCUUGGCUAGAAAUAGGUUUCACUUUCAGAACACAAGGCAUUCCAGCAACCACUGACCAUGGAUACCUAUCCGUCAUUCCCGAUGGUACUGGAAAGUGGAAGAUCUGGAUACUCCGUACGAUCCUGGAGCGAUUGGACUCACAGCCAGAUGUUGACCAUCUGGAACCUGUGCAUAAUAUGCCUGCUCCGAAUGGUCAUUCUAUCGCCAAUGGGGAUACUGUAGACAUUCCUGUACGACAGGUUAAUGCAAAUGGUGUUACCGCGGACGGUUUAGCACCCACUGCUAUGGCCGUCAACGAUCCAGCCACCAAUGGUACUACUACAAAUAGCACUGACAUAAAUGACGCUACCACCAACGGUCGUCAUACUGAUGGUGCAACGGCUCAUGACACAUCUAAGAGUGUCGACUAUGAGUGCGUCGUUGUUGGAGGGGGACAAGCCGGUUUAAGCGCGGGUGGACGGUUGAAGGCCCUCGGCGUGUCUUAUGUCAUUAUUGAGAAGCAUCCCAAUGUUGGAGAUAGCUGGAAAACGCGAUAUGACUCUAUGAGACUACAUACAGUCCGGGAGUUUGCUCACCUACCGUUCGAGAGAACCUUUCCUUCCACCUACCAAGAGUGGUUGACCAAGUAUGACCUUGCGGAAGGCUAUCAACGUUGGGCCAAGAAGUAUGGCAUAAAUAUUUUCUUGUCCACCUCGCUGCUGUCAGGAUCGUGGAUCGCAGAGAAGAAUAUCUGGGAUCUCAAGAUCAUGCGUAGUGGGCACGAGUCUCACAUUACCUGUUCUUACAUCGUUUUCGCAGUAGGAGGGGGUGCACAGUUCCCUAUCUCGCCAAAUUAUGAAGACAGACACGUCUUCCGAGGUGUAACUAUGCAUUCAGGACAUUACAAAAACUCUAGUGAAUGGAGUGGUAAGCAUGGCGUAAUCAUUGGAACGGCAAAUACUGGUCAUGAUGUGGCUGGUGACAUGCUUGAGGCGGGAUUAAGUUCUGUUACUAUGGUGCAGAGGUCGAAGACAUUGCUUGUCCCUUCCGAGCAUUACAGAGUAAAUCAUGACAAGGUAUACAACGAGAAAGUACCUACGAAAGUGGCGGAUCGACUAUUUUGUACAGGUCCAGCUGCGAUUGGAAGACUCAUGAGCCUGAAGGCGAUAGAGCGCUGGACAAACAUGGAGCCAGACCGGUACGACUCGCUCGAGCGCGUGGGCUUCAAACUCGAUCGCGAAGGCGACAUGGUAUCUUAUCUAUUUGGGCGAUUUGGAGGUUACGCCCUGGACGUAGGGGUCUCGCCAAAAAUCUCGCAAGGACUUAUCAAGAUCAAGUCAGAUUCCGUCCCAGUUCGCUAUGUGGAAGACGGCUUGAUAUGCGCAAAUGGAGAUUUUAUAAGAGCAGAUGUCGUCGUGUUCGCCACAGGUUUCAUCUCGGACCUAAGGAUAGUGGCAGCGCAGCUCUUCGGUGGUGAGUUGGCAGGUCAACUAGACAGUUUUGGAGGACUCGACGAGGAAGGUGAACAGAAAGCCAUGUUCAAACCAUGUGGACAUCCUGCAUUCUGGUACGCCGGAGGGGCUGUUGGGCCAGCAAGAUACAUGUCACGCUUUGUUGCAAUGCAAAUCAAGGCUAAAAUACUUGAUACACCUUUACCAAUCUACACGGACACGCCGCCACGGAAUUCGAGUCCAAGAUAA